Pomacea canaliculata is the source of this 1528-nucleotide messenger RNA. RefSeq names its product salivary glue protein Sgs-3-like. The coding region runs from base 1 to 1203 and encodes 400 amino acids. The transcript has 4 exons. The record is from RefSeq and is a predicted model, not a curated record. Lineage: Eukaryota; Metazoa; Mollusca; Gastropoda; Architaenioglossa; Ampullariidae.
AUGCUGAAGAUCAUGAAUUCCCAGGCUCGCAGUACUUCUGUUGAUAACAGCACACGUGCAGCGGAACGCGAAACAAGUGCUUCUGUUGACUCAACAACCACAACACCAACAACCACAUCACUAAGAUGCACAUACCAAACAAUCACACCACCACCAAUCACACAAUAUGUAUGUACGUACGAAACAACAACACAACAGACAACCACACCACCAACAACCACACCACUAAUAUGCACAUCACAAGAAACUACAACACUGACAACCACGCCGCCAACAACUACACCACCUACAACCACACCAACCGAAGCCACAACACCAACAACCACACCACCAACAACUACUCAAACGGAAACCACCACACCACCAACAAGCACAUCAACGGAAACCACAACACCAACAACUACUCAAACGGAAACCACCACACCACCAACAAGCACAUCAACGGAAACCACAACACCAACAACCACACCACCAACAACUACUACAACGGAAACCACCACACCACCAACAAGCACAUCAACGACAACUACUACAACGGAAACCACAACACCAACAACCACACCAGAGACAACUACUACAACGGAAACCACAACACCAACAACCACACCAGAGACAACUACUACAACGGAAACCACAACACCAACAACCACACCAGAGACAACUACUCAAACGGACAACCACCAACAACACCACCAACAACUACAAACGGAACCAGAACAACACAACAACACACAACAACACCGAACAACUACUCAAACGAAACCACAACACCAACAAACCACAACAAGCACAUCAACGGAAACCACAACACCAACAACCACACCACCAACAAGCACAUCAACGGAAGGCACAACACCAACUACCACAACACCAACAACCACACCAACGGAAACAACAACACCAACAACUACCCCAUCAACAACUACGCCACCUACAACCACGCCAUCAACUACAACACCUACAACCACCCCAUCAACAACUACGCCACCGACAACCACAACGACUGUAACCACUACCGAGCGCUACUACUGCCGCUGUAGGGACUGGAGACGUCAGUGCUGUCUACACGGCUGGUGCUCUCGGCGUCCAUCACUGGGAGAACCCUGUGGGAGGAAUACGUGUCCUUGUCGCUACGGAGUUUGCUACAGAGGAACAUGCAAAAUGCCAAGAUACCGCUACGACCGCGAUGACUACUAUCACUAAUCGUAGUGACCACCAUAUUGUGUAACACCGGACUUCGAACCCUUUCUUAUUUAUCACUUUUAAAAUAACAACGGACUUUUAAAGUCUACUACUGUAACAACUACUUAUAUCCUACACCAACGUAAGCUCACAAGAAAAGGAGGCUGAGAAGAAGAAGCUGACAUCAAAUUGAAUCUUUUUGAGUCUUUCACAUGUUCUGGACACAGCUCCAGCUUUCGACAUUCUCAAAAGAUGGAAAUUCUCAUCGGGUCAGCAAAUGAAAGCUUUUCUUGUUGUCAAGCACGAAAUACACGUUGGUCGUAUUAAAAUAAAUUGCAGACACGUA